UCUGCCAUGGUUGCAUCGUCUUUUCCCCUUCACCGUCUUCCAGCAAGACCUAUGGAAAUAGUUCUUCAAUCUUUCGCGUUCUGUAAUACAAUAGAAUACUCACUUCUCUCCAAGAAAGCUAAGAAUCUUGUCACAUCGUCUGGCCUACUAUUUCAGGCCAAACUUUCUGAAAUUGAUGUUUCCAACCAAUUGAAAAUAGAUAUUGAAGUACUCGGCCGGCCUUUUGACUACGUUCUGUCACCUGGUUAUUCAAGCAGUAGACUAGAAGUUCAAACUCAGCAUACUCAAUGGUACUUAACUUCAUAUUCGGUGAAAGAUUUUAUAGAUCAUCUUAUGGUAAUUACCAACACAAAACAUGUUGAACUUAUACGUUUCCAUUGCCCUGGACGUCUAUUCUAUGGACAGUUUUUGGAAAGUUAUUUGAGCGAAUUUUCGUAUCGUGAAGUAGUGUUUGAAACUGGCGGAAUAACAGUUUCAGCUGAACCAUUGACAUUUCUGAUACCAUUUUUACAAGGCGAGCAGUUAGAUUUGCUAGUCACUCUAUUUGAUACAUUUUAUACCCAAUGCGUUUUGGCAAGAAAUUGGGGUCAAAUGAAUGGCGGCAGCUUCAACAGAUUAAACCAACUGCUACUCAAUAAUAGUGCACAUAUUCGUAUCCAACAAGCCAUGCUCUCAAAUCUCGAUAUGAACAUAUUUCUGAAAAGUUGGACGAAUGGAUCAAACCCUAGGCUUAAGCAUGGACAUGUUUGUUUUCCAGUUCAUCGAGAUUUUGAUCUCAAUAUAAUCUUGAAAGAAAUUGAGUACCAACCUGUAUCAAGUGAUGAAUUAGACCGUCGCGGAGAGUUGACAUUCCUUGCACACAUUUCUAUUCGAAAACCUGAUGGAACAAUAGCUCUAAUAAAAUUCAGUAGAGCACAAUUUGAAAUGAAUGUUAUUGGAUAUUGAACAAUUUUUAAUUAAAUAAAGUUUGUAU
This is a messenger RNA of Caenorhabditis elegans, 973 nucleotides long. RefSeq names its product F-box domain-containing protein (gene sdz-11). The transcript is spliced from 2 exons. The record is from RefSeq and is marked reviewed. Lineage: Eukaryota; Metazoa; Nematoda; Chromadorea; Rhabditida; Rhabditidae. The coding region runs from base 7 to 945 and encodes 312 amino acids.